This is a messenger RNA of Penaeus monodon (black tiger shrimp), 1075 nucleotides long. RefSeq names its product COMM domain-containing protein 4-like. The transcript has 10 exons. The coding region runs from base 241 to 810 and encodes 189 amino acids. The record is from RefSeq and is a predicted model, not a curated record. NCBI's taxonomy places the organism in Eukaryota, Metazoa, Arthropoda, Malacostraca, Decapoda, Penaeidae.
UGAAUAUAGGAUAAUAGUGAAUAUCAUAAGAACCUUUUUUCUCCGGAACACAACACGGAAUUAAAAUCGCGUCGUGUCACCGUGAGUGGGCGGAUCGAUAAACAAAACUUUUCCGUUCGCGGGAAGUGGUGCGGAGUCGAAGUUGAGCUAAAAAGCGGCCUGUCGUCGUAGAGUCCUCCGUUCCGGGUUCGCAAGCAGCUUAAAUCAAGAUCACACGGGUGAAGCAGUAAACGCAUCAUCAUGAGAUUCCGCUUCUGCUGGGACGCGGAUUGCCCCGACUGGCUCCUGGCCGAGAUCGCCGCCCUCGCCAAGAUGACCUCCGUGAAGCUGCGUCUCCUCGUGGGCCACGUCGCCAAGGCCAUCCCCGGCCCGCCGCUCAGCUACGAAGUGGUGGAGAAGCUGACAAAAGACGCCAAAUUGGAGAGCAGCGAGGCCAUGGCGGCGGUGGCGGCGGUGCGCUGGGUGCUGGAGCGCGCGGGCGGGGCGGGCGUGGGCGGCCCCGUGCUCGACUCGGAGCUGCAGCAACUCGGGCUGCCCAAGGAGCACGCGGCGGCGCUCACCAGGGUCUACUCUGAGCACCAACCCCGCCUUCGCCAGGCCCUCCGGCAGGCCAGUCUCAAGGAGGGCGGCGAUCCCGAGUGGGCGUGCGACGUAGUGGGCGUGAACAUGGGCGGCCGGACCGAGGCGGUGGCACAGUUGACUCUCGACCGCCACGGGGAAGGAAGCAAGAUCGCUCUCUCGCCCGACCAGCUCCUCGUGCUCAUCCAUGAGUUGAGCGAAGCCAGGCAGAUAAUGGAGGCGAUUAGCUGAUCAGGAGGAAGCAGUGAAAAGAAAGAAAAGAAAAGGAGGGCGAGAAACAUGAAAAAGAUAGAAGUAAGAGAAAAUAAGAAAGAAGGAAAGAGCAUCCUUACGUGGGUAUCUCUUUCCCUGUGUCUCGUCCUCGCAGUCGCCCUCCCACGAAUGCCUGAUUUGCGAAAUAUUUCCGUGUUUCCAGGUGGAGGAAUAAGGAUUUGCUGAUAAACAGGAACUAAAUCAAUUCAUGGAAUUCAUCUUAAUAAAUUAUAGGCUAGACGUG